Messenger RNA from Blastocystis hominis, 1053 nucleotides. RefSeq lists its product as hypothetical. Gene Ontology annotation, cellular component: nucleus; cytosol. The coding region runs from base 1 to 1053 and encodes 350 amino acids. The transcript is spliced from 3 exons. The record is from RefSeq and is a predicted model, not a curated record. Gene Ontology annotation, molecular function: ATP binding; ATP-dependent protein folding chaperone. Gene Ontology annotation, biological process: protein folding. Lineage: Eukaryota; Bigyra; Opalinata; Blastocystidae.
AUGUUUUAUCCCUAUCUCCAGAAAGGAAAGGAGAAUGUGCCGAUCCAAGCCAAACUCCUCAAAGAGGUGGAGGAUCCAAUUCCUCUCGAGUAUGUCUUGGGUAUGAUGAUGAAUGGCUGUGUUUCGUGUGUGGAAAAGGCCACGAAGGCGCCCGCAGUGUAUGCAUUUGCUAUUCCCUCCUACUCGACAGCCAAUUUCCGAUUUAAUUUCGAAAAGGCGAGAGAGUUGUCGGGUCUUCCACAGUGCUACACGCUCAACUGUGACUUGGCAGCUGCUCUGGACUAUGUGUACUAUCGAAACCUAGCCAAACAAUUCGCGUCCUAUAGCAAACACUCUCCCUUUUAUUUAAUGAUCCUCAACUCUGGGUUUCACGCUACAGAAUAUUCCGACCAUAUCGAUCUGGCUGCCCAUCAAUUCCGCGAAUUCUGUGGUGGAGAUCGUGUAACUAAAGUGAUUUAUAACGUGCUACUCAAGAAAUAUGAAGAGCAUUACGGCUUCUGUCCAAAAACCUCGCAUCGCUUCCACUUCGUACUGUACGAUCAGGCAGAGAAGGCCAAACACGAUCUGAGUUUGAAGGGAUUGGACGAGGCGAGAGUGGAUUUGAGUCAGAAAGAAGACGAGUACUACGUGAUGCUCUCCGAGCGAGAAAUCGCGGAGGAGAUCCGAGCCGAAGGCAUUGCGGAUGAAAUCGCCAGUGAUUUUCUGGAGUGCAUUCGGAAGGCUGGGUGUCCUUCUCCCCUGAAAUGCGAGUUGAUUGGGGGAAACAGCCGCGUUCCGUUGAUCCAGCGAACACUCCAAGCCAAACUGCAAGAGAAGCGCUGGAAGUGCGAUUUCACCACGACGCUGAACUGCGAUGAAAGCAUCGCCAGCGGCUCCGCGUUGUACGCUGCGUAUAAAAUCGAUCCCGGCGCGGUCGGGCAGGCGGCUCUGAUGAACUGCAUCGAGCAACUGAACCACGCGUACGUUCCUCCAGACGGGACCGAUUUCUUCUAUCGACAAUCCGAAGCAGGUACGCGCGAAUCCACGCCUCCAUUAUCAUCAUGUAGAGAUUGA